AUCGGUUUUCGCUUUUAAAUUUGUCGAGCCGCUUAAGAGGUUAGGAAUUGGAAACAAGUAUUAUUAAAACUGUAAAUAUACCGAAACAAUUGGUAUCAUCUAAAUCUAGGGAGCCUUUCAGAUCACACCGAAAGACAUGUUGUUCUAUUCUUUUUUUAAAUCAUUAAUCGGGAAAGAUGUGGUCGUCGAACUAAAAAAUGACCUUAGUAUUUGCGGUACCCUACACUCGGUCGAUCAGUACUUAAAUAUCAAACUUACGGACAUCAGCGUGACCGAUCCUGAUAAAUACCCUCACAUGUUGUCGGUCAAAAACUGCUUCAUACGUGGAUCCGUGGUACGGUACGUUCAAUUACCUGGAGAUGAAGUGGAUACCCAAUUAUUACAAGAUGCUGCCCGAAAAGAAGCUGCUGUACAAACACGAUAACGACUGUAUAUCAUGGAUGUCACAAUUUAUUUGUAACCAUUUUUUAAUCUAAGUCGCAUCGAGUACCAAGCAAGAAAUGAUACUAUAAGUUCAUAAGCUGUUUAUGGUAACAUGUAUAUUGCUAAGCUUACAGAGAUAUUCACUUGGCAAUGAUAAUUCUUAUUUCCUAGUGACAUUGUUUACAAAUUCCACAUUGCAUAGGUUAUUACAUUAUCAUUUGUUUCACACUCUCCUGUCGUGUUUGGUACUUGCUCAUCUAACAUGAGUUAUCACAUAUACAGAAUAUUCCCACUAAAAGACAAUUGAUUAAUCUUAUAUUUAAUCAAAUAUAUUUGCAAGCAUUGA
Messenger RNA from Orussus abietinus, 769 nucleotides. RefSeq names its product U6 snRNA-associated Sm-like protein LSm2. Gene Ontology annotation, cellular component: U4/U6 x U5 tri-snRNP complex; Lsm1-7-Pat1 complex; U6 snRNP. Bases 137 to 424 code for a protein of 95 amino acids. Gene Ontology annotation, molecular function: RNA binding. NCBI's taxonomy places the organism in Eukaryota, Metazoa, Arthropoda, Insecta, Hymenoptera, Orussidae. Gene Ontology annotation, biological process: mRNA splicing, via spliceosome. The record is from RefSeq and is a predicted model, not a curated record. The transcript has 4 exons.